AUGUUGUUAUCGGUGUUACCCUUCCUCCUCCCGUCGGCGCUCGCCGCUCAGCCCUCCGCGCCGGCUCCCAUCUCCGCCCCCUUACGAGACCUCGAAAUCGGGCAACUGAACUUCCUCCACACGACCGAUACCCAUGGCUGGCUGGCCGGUCAUUUACAGGAACCAUCCUAUUCAGCGGACUGGGGGGACUACAUCUCAUUCACCACGCGCAUGCGGGAAAAGAUAGAGGGACAAGGACAAGACCUCUUGGUUAUAGAUACCGGUGAUCGAGUUGAAGGCAACGGCCUCUACGAUUCGUCGGACCCCAAAGGCGUCUAUCUGUCGGAGGUCCUCCGUCACCAGCAUAUCGACGUAAUCACAUCGGGAAACCAUGAACUAUACAAACAGAAUACCUCGGAGGCCGAGUUUCGGACCACCGUGCCUAAUUUUCGGGGCAAAUACUUGGCAUCUAACCUCGAUAUCUAUCACCCGGAGACGGGGGAGCUAGUAGCGCUGGCACCACGCUACAAGAAGUUCACCAGCAAACAGCAGGGCAUUCGCAUCGUAGCAUUUGGCUUUCUCUUUGAUUUUACUGGGAAUUAUAAUAAUACCGUGGUGCAGCGCGUGGAGGAUACUAUCCAGGAAGGCUGGUUCCAGGAGGCUAUCCGGGACAAGGAAGUCGAUCUAUUCCUGGUCGCUGGUCAUGUCCCCGCCCACUCGACGGAAUACCAAGCGAUCUUCAAAGCCAUUCGAAGCGUGCGAUGGGACACACCGAUCCAGUUUUUUGGCGGACAUCAACAUAUUCGUGACUAUGCGCAGUACGAUGACAAGGCUGUCGGUCUAGCUAGUGGACGCUUCAUGGAGACGAUCGGAUUCAUGUCAAUCAGUGGACUUUCGUCGAGUCACCAACCAAGCCAGGCAUCCAGACCCGUCUUCAAGCGGCGAUAUAUUGACAAUAACCUGUUCUCCUUUUACCACCACACUGGUCUUGAUGAAGAGUCCUUUUCAACGGAGAAGGGUCGCAACGUCUCUAAGCUUAUUGCUGAGUCGCGGAGCUCCCUCCAACUAGAUCGGGUCUAUGGCUGUGCGCCCCGGGAUCUGUGGAUGUCACGGGUGCCUUAUCCAAACCCUGACAGUGUCUACACUUGGCUUCAGACGAAAGUCCUGACCGAUUCGUUGAAGGACGAUUCCCGUGGAGAGGUACCGUCGGUAGCCAUUGUGAAUUCGGGCGCCAUCCGGUUCGACAUCUUUCAGGGCCCCUUCACCCAGGACACAACCUGGAUUAUAUCCCCCUUCACAAAUCAAUUCCGCUAUGUAAAAGAUGUUCCAUAUGAGAAAGUUCAACUGAUUAUGGAGGUUCUAAACAAACAGGUCAAGGUCUUGCAGGACCAAACAGGAGUAUCAUUCAGCUCUCUAGGACCUUCCGAGCAGCUUUAUGGCUCUAAAGAUAUCAUCGUUGAAGAUGACGAUGUGCAGGCAUACCAGUUGACACACACCUCUGAGGGCGCAGGAUCGCAGCAGAAACCACUCUUUGCUAAUGAAGCAGCCGGGAAGGUUGUGCCUGGGUACACGACGAAGGAUGAUGCGGGCACUGAUGGCGAUGAUACCAUACAUUCCCCUGUCUCCUUUUACACUGUGCCAAACUGCAUCCAAGCUUUGCUAUCGGCAAACAAUUCGGAAAGGCCCGAGACCGUGGAUCUAAUCUAUAUCGAGUUUCUCCAGCCUUUUCUAGUGCUAGCUGCCAAAUUCGCUGAACUUGAAGUCGAUUUCGUCAAAGAAAGCGAGUCCUACAUGCCGAACAUGACCUUGACAGAUCUGAUUUUAGACUGGGUCAAGAAGCACUGGAAGUGCGAGUGA
Messenger RNA from Penicillium macrosclerotiorum, 1836 nucleotides. RefSeq names its product metallophosphoesterase family protein. The transcript has 2 exons. The record is from RefSeq and is a predicted model, not a curated record. Gene Ontology annotation, cellular component: cytosol. Gene Ontology annotation, biological process: nucleotide catabolic process. Gene Ontology annotation, molecular function: hydrolase activity. Bases 1 to 1836 code for a protein of 611 amino acids. NCBI's taxonomy places the organism in Eukaryota, Fungi, Ascomycota, Eurotiomycetes, Eurotiales, Aspergillaceae.